AUGCUGCUUCGAAAGUUAGAUAAAAUUCCACAAACUAUUGAGCGUAGACAGAGUGCGAUAGCAAGAAUGGAAAAUAGAUGUGCUCAAGCACGCGACACACUCACUAAAACUAUCGAUAACAUCAAUGUUAUCCAACCUAAUGCUAAAAUUGCCGAUGAACAAGCAAUGACAUCAGCUAGAUUGGAAUAUGAAGCUCAAAUAAUUCUUGAUUAUAGCGCUCAAAAAGUUGAAGCAGCAAGAUCUUUAGUUGAUUUAUUGGAUCAAGCAGAGCAAGAAAUUCUUGGCGAAAUAAAGCUUAUGGAGUCUUUCUUGGCAACUAAAAAGACAUUCGAUCAGAAUCCUCUUGCAGAAGAUUACGUUGAAAAACUCAAAAGUCGCAUUCAAAAUUCCACUGCAGCAAAUGAUGGAGAGCACUAUUGCCUUUGUAGAGGUCUUAAUGUUGGCCAAAUGGUUCAAUGUGACAAUCCAAAGUGCCCAUUCGAGUGGUUCCAUGUUGAAUGCGUUGGAAUCACCAACCGAUCAGAAAACUCGUGGCUAUGUCCAUACUGCUCUCAGUUAUUGAAAAAUACGACAACUGAUGAAAAUCGUAUUAAUCCUGAAUAA
Trichomonas vaginalis G3 is the source of this 603-nucleotide messenger RNA. RefSeq names its product methylated histone binding. The transcript has a single exon. Lineage: Eukaryota; Parabasalia; Trichomonadida; Trichomonadidae. The coding region runs from base 1 to 603 and encodes 200 amino acids. The record is from RefSeq and is a predicted model, not a curated record.